AUGCCGCCGCCGCCGAGCGCAGCCCUCGCGCCGCCCUCGCCCGCGCCCAGCCCAGCGCGGUCACACCACCAGCCGCACGCGUCGCCCGGCCCAAGCCCGACAGCGCCGUCGCGCCCGCGGCUCACGCUCGACACGGAGCAGAGGCGGUGGGACGCGCGCUCCGUCGCGGAAAGCACGAGCACGGGCUCGAAGCGCCUGCCGUCUAUCCCGUCCAUAGCGAGCCUGCCGUCGUUCCCUGGGCUGUCGCCUGUCGGCCGGAAGGGAUGGGCGCUGGGAGCGUACGAUAACAAGCUGGUAUCAUCCACGCUCUCGCAACUGCCUCCCCUGCCGCCGCUGUCGCCGUCCGGCAUGAGCUCGACAGGCUCCAACAUCUCGGCGUUCAGCUCGGCGUCUACGCCUGCGGCGCUCGGCGCGCCGUUCGCCAGCGCGCUCACGCCCCAACGCACACAGUCCGUCAGUGCCGGCGGCGUGAUCGUGCUGCCGGACGGCACGUCGUUGCCUACUGGCGCGGACGGCGGCCGGCCAGAACAGGCCAACCACCCCAACAUGCUGCAGACGAUCCUGCACUCGAGCCCCAACUCGCCUUGGUCGUUAUUGACCGUGCAUGUGCUGCCCGUGUUUGCCGGGAGCCCGCUCAAGACGGCCAUCGAGGAUCUCAACCAGCUGGCCAACGCCCACAUCGUCGCUGCGUCCCAGCGCACCCCGACGUCCCGCCUCAUCACCGUCCUCACGUCCGACCUGCGCGACUUUAUCGCCUCGGGCAUGCUGACCCUCAAGGCCAAGUUUGAGACGCUCGAAGAGGCCAAGGUCGUCUCGCGCGCUGCUGAGGUGUGGAACUUUUUCUGGGGCCAAAUCCUGCCUUACGUCGAGGGCAUCUUCCUCCCCUUCUCGCAGAUCCGCGACGUGCCUGCGUCGUCGACGUCGAGAGCCCUCGCCGCGCCAAUCGUCUCGCAGCCGCCCAUUGGCGUGCGCCACCUCGUGCUCUCUGGAUUCCUGACGCACAUUCUCCUGCCGCUCCUCCAGCGCCUCGUCCACCUCGUUGGCCAGCUGCGGCCUGCGUCCGAGCAGGGGCCGCGCGCUGGUCCGGGCGCGACGGACCUCCCGCGCUUGCUCCAGAUGAGCCUCGUGCUGUCCACACAGGCGAGAUACUCGUCAUUCAUGGGCGUGAGAGAUGCGGCCGAAGCGCAGCAGCGCGACGAGGAGAGCCGAGAAGCGGUCGAGGACCUCGGCCGCGCGGUGCGGUGGAGCAUGGCCGUCGUCAACGGCACCAUCUCGGUCGAGAAGGCAGAAGAAGAGCAAGAGCAAGCAGAAACGCUCACCGAGAGCCCGCUUGCGGAUGACAACGGCCUCACGCCCAGCCCACCAGUCGCUACUCCGGGCGGGCGACCACGGCACGCGCGCGCGCCGUCAGUCGACAGAGUGGUCCAGCGGCCAGGGCUACAGCGCGGGCCCUCCUUCUCGCAAGCAGGAAGGUUGCGGCGCCGCGCGAUCCGCGGGUCAAUAAGCCAGCUCGAGCCGGGCCCGCCCAGCGCUGCCGAGCAGCAAGCACAUCAGCCUCAGCCGCAGCCGCACUGGGGCCGGCCGCGUAUCGAUGAGGACGAAGACGAAGACGCCGACGCAGCAGCAACCGCCGGCGGCGGAGGAGGUAGGCUGCACCACCAGGGGAUGACGUUUGCUAGCGGCAUCUCAGGCGUGACCUCGAUUGCGCCGAGCACGGUCGGCGCGUCGACCAUCCGCGGCGGCGAGAGUUUCACGUUUACCGACCGCACGCCGGCGCAACAUGAUUACCGGCGGACCCGGGUGUACAGGCGAGACUCGAGCGGUGAGAGCGAUCUGACGAGCGCGAUGAGCGCGGCGGGGUUUGACCGCGGUAGUAGGAGAUGA
Vanrija pseudolonga is the source of this 1884-nucleotide messenger RNA. RefSeq names its product Target of rapamycin complex 2 subunit bit61 (gene bit61). The transcript is spliced from 4 exons. Gene Ontology annotation, biological process: TORC2 signaling. Lineage: Eukaryota; Fungi; Basidiomycota; Tremellomycetes; Trichosporonales; Trichosporonaceae. The coding region runs from base 1 to 1884 and encodes 627 amino acids. Gene Ontology annotation, cellular component: TORC2 complex. The record is from RefSeq and is a predicted model, not a curated record.